AUUUUAGGGCGUCUUUGACUUUUUUGUCCCUUAAUUGUAACAAUUUUAAAAUCAGGCAUGAGGGUUGAUGAACUCAGUGUCAUUGUUAAUGCACCAAAGAGGUGGGAGGUAACACACCCUCUCUUUUACACACAACCAUGACAACCAUGAAUGACGCUCUUCAGGAUCCACACUGCAGUGCUGCAGCAGCAGGGAGGGAGGGAGGACAUGAGGGAGGACAUGGGGGAGGAGGGGAGGUGAGGACGUGAGGACAAAUCACUUUAGGAUAAAAGUUGCAGCAGCAGACAUGAAAGCGUCCACAGAAGGGUCAGGAGAUUUUCCUCUCUGAACGGAACGAGUUGUUCUGGAGGAUUUCCUGACAGGUGCACCUGCUCAAUGAAGUAAAUCUACAUCGAAUCGACUUCUAACUUAGGAUCAACGCAACUGAAACACCCGGCAGAAAGAUGACAGCUGCCACGAAGCUCCUGGAUGAGAUGUGCCACCUGACGGCUCAGUCCCUCACAGCCAUGGACACAUCCGAGCACUUCCAGGUCCUAAAGCUGCUGGGGGAAGGCUCGUAUGGAAAAGUCAUGCUGGCCGUUCACAGGAAGAGAGGUACUCCGAUGGCUCUGAAGUUCUUCCCUCGCGAGUCCACCUCUCUUUUCUCCUUCCUGAGGGAGUACAACCUUUCGCUGUCGUUCUGCACCCACCCGUCUCUGACCAGAGCUCUGGGCAUCGCCUACUCCACGCCGUCGCACUACGUCUUCGCUCAGCAAGUCAGCCUCUUCGGCGAUCUCUACGACGUCAUCCUGCCCGAGGUGGGAAUGGAGGAGGACUGUUGUCAGAGGGUGGUGUCUCAGCUGUGCGGCGCCCUGUCCCACCUGCACUCCCUCGGUUUCGUCCACAGAGAUCUCAAACCAGAGAACGUCUUCCUGUGCGACUCGGCCUGCCGCUGGGUCAAACUUGGAGACUUCGGCAUGGUUAAAGCCAGAGGAACCAAGGUCCCGGAGGUCUGGUACAGCUCCCCUUACUGCCCCCCUGAAGCCGAGAUCGCUCGAGAUAAUGAGGACAGCUGGAGCAGCGUGAGUGACGGGAAUGAGGCCUCAAAGGAGGAUGAGGAUGAGAAGAAGAUGAAGAAGAAGAAGAGGGUUUGGGUGUCUGUGGAGCCCAGCGCUGACAGCUGGGCGCUGGGUAUCCUGACGUACGCCAUGCUCACGGGGAGUCACCCCUGGGCGGAAACAGCCAACGACUGCCGCUCAUACCUGAAGUAUCUCGAGUGGUUUGACAGAACUAGGGGUCCAGACGACGAACUGGACGUCUGGGCCGAGCCGCAGACGGAGGCAGAGCGGGAGACGUCCGGUUUAACCGGAGCAGGACUGGGCGCCAAGGAGCGUCCUCCCACAGCUCCUCAGUUCGCGUGUUUCACCCCGUUGGCCUGCUCCUUCUUCCAGUCGCUCCUCGACCCGAGGCCACGUCUCCGGGGGCGACCGGAGGACGCGCUCAGUUACCUCGGAGGAGACUGGAUGAUGGAGAAGGAGAGGCUGAGGCUGGAGGAGGAGAGGAGGAAGAGUGGAGGGAAAGGAGCGAUCAGAAACAUGAAAGAGAUGGAGGGAAGAGGAGAGAGAUGAACUGGAUCAAGUUAAUCCUGUAAAAUAUUAGUGUAGCAUUUCAAAAAGUCAUUGUAGUAUUUAUUUAUUCCUUUAUUAAGCUAAAAUUCUUCAGGCUUCAGCUAUGUCAAUAUUAAAUAUUUGACUUUUAACCUUUUAACUACUACUAAAACCAGCCCAAAUACUUGCUUUGACUGGCUCUACUGAAAUGUAAAAUACUAGGAAAUUAAAUCAAUAAUUAACAUCUCAGUCAUUCGGUGUAAACUGGACGAUUCCUGGUGAUAACAGCCUCUGUAGCAGCUCAUAAAUUACAUUUUACUGUAAGCCAGACCUAUGAAAACCUCACCACACAAUUAACCUCUUCAAACUUUAGGAAAGAAACUUUGGAAAAAACUAAAAAAAAAUCCCCUUGUUAAAGUAAAGCAAUCUGGUUUACGGGAAACGGAGGAACUGGCAGAAACAAACAGCUGUUACUGGCAAUUUGAACAACUGAAAACAUUUCCUACAACUCUGAGAGCGGAUUAUAUUUCAGAUUUGAGAUGAUUUGAAGAAUAGUGUCACAGCUGCUGCUGUGGGGAUUAUUUGAAUUAGCUGUGCCUGUGUAAAGAUAGCUCCCUUGGCGAUUGUGUAAUACUUUGUAGUAAGUCAUGAGCUGUAUAUAGACCAGAGAGGAGCAGCCAUAAACAUGUCUGAGUGCCAGGUUAGACAGGGUUUUUUGUUUUGUUUUGUUUUGUUUUUUUGACUUAAAGCGUACAACAAAAAAUGCAUUUGAGCCUUUCUGGAAGUAAAAAAAAAAAAUGUUGGUCUCAGUGUCACUUUUCCAACUUUUAGCUAGUAAAGUUUUUAUUUUAAUAGAUUGUAACUGUUGUAGCAUUUCUGUGCAGAACUACAAUCAUCUAUUCUCAUAUCUCACGUUUGAAAGGUUUGUUCAUUCUCACUUAAACUAUGUAGCAUUUUGUACAAAAUCAUAUUUACGCUUAGGGCCGAACCUGGUAAGAUCCCAAAUUGCGUGUACUAAUUUGCGUGUGCAAUGUAAAAUUUUGCGUGUGGGCUGGAAACUGCGGUUUGCGAGUGAUUUACUCAGACUGAUUGCGUAAAUGACGGCCGGGCGCAAACAGAUGCAUGUAAAUGAGUGUUUUUCCUGCGCUAUUGAGACUGCAAGCGCAAAACAUUUGGUGACAUGGAAGGUGUCAGCUGAAGAGGCAAAUAAACACACUGUGUUAGAGUUAGAGCAACAAAAAACAAAAAACAUCUGAAUAUCAUUAUAAGACACGGCGCAGUGACAAAUAAAAGAGGCCGAUGAAACGUAAUAGACAUUGUAAACCACGGUAAGCUCGAAAAGAAUGUGUUUCAUGGGGUAACGUUUAGCUGCAAAAUGAAGAUAAGUGAAUUAAUCCUCUGCAAUAACAGCAGCCUGCUCAAUUACGCAUAGGACAAACCGUCUGCACGUCCUUUAGAGACGUGUUAAAUAUAGAUGCAUGAGCAAAAUUGCUUUAAAUCUUUGCGUGUGCAAAAUUCAUAUAUUUGCAUUUUCUCCGCUCAAAGUUGCUUGUAAACGCCCCAUAUUCCAUAUUCACUGAGCUAAACGCGCUAACUGGAUGCCGACGUCCUCAUGUUAUAAUUAUUCAUGUUGGUAACAACUAUUUUACCAACUUCGUUCAAAUUUUGACCUGCAUAUUGACGUCCAAAUAGGGUCGUAGUCCGGCGUCCAAAGAGCGGACCUAGUUUGCACGUCCUGUAGACGUCCAGAAUUGGUCGCAAUAUAGACAUGAUCUGCACGUGCGUCAGAUGACUGAUGUUUAGUGGGUGUUUUGCACAUUUGAAAGACCUUUAGCGCAUGCUGUUAGUAAAUCAGUUUGCACACAUUUUUUGUACACGCUUAGCAGAUCUGGCCCUUAGCGUAAUACUUCUCAUGUACUGUACCUGUUGUACCAAUACUAGCAGUUUAUAAACUGUUAUUGCAAUAAAAGAUAUUUUUCUUAAAA
Mugil cephalus (flathead mullet) is the source of this 3571-nucleotide messenger RNA. Its product is annotated as serine/threonine-protein kinase SBK2. Gene Ontology annotation, molecular function: ATP binding; protein serine/threonine kinase activity. NCBI's taxonomy places the organism in Eukaryota, Metazoa, Chordata, Actinopteri, Mugiliformes, Mugilidae. Bases 444 to 1607 code for a protein of 387 amino acids. Gene Ontology annotation, biological process: peptidyl-serine phosphorylation; peptidyl-threonine phosphorylation. The record is from RefSeq and is a predicted model, not a curated record. The transcript has 5 exons.